Gryllus bimaculatus (two-spotted cricket) is the source of this 1405-nucleotide messenger RNA. The record is from the annotation of a GenBank genome assembly. Lineage: Eukaryota; Metazoa; Arthropoda; Insecta; Orthoptera; Gryllidae.
AUGCGCGCGGCCGCCUCAAACGGCAGCAGCGUGGACGACGACGGCGACGGCAACGGCGACAGCGACGGCGACGGCGACGGUGACUGCGCGCGAUGCGGCGCGCUGCCACCGCGGGCCAAGUGGCGCAGCAACCUCAACCUUAAUCGCGAGGCCACUGGCGCGACCACCACCGCGCAGACACGCUGCGUGCAGACACGCACGCGUGCGCCCGGCGAGCAAGGAAAGGAGGAGGAGCAGAAACAAAGAAAGGAGGAAAGGAAGAGGGAAAAGGGGGAGAAAGGUGGAGGCGCCGAUGACUGGCAUCAGUUGCAUUCAGCAGCUUCUAGCAGCUCCACAGCCACCCACUCCACCCUCCACCAAGCAGCCAUGAAGGUCCUGGUCGUCCUGUGCGCCGUGGCGGUGGCCGCGCUGGCGGCGCCCGAAGCCCCCGUGUACCGCGCCCCCGCGCGCCUCAGCAACGAGUACGGCGCGCCGGCCGAGGCCAACGAGGCGCCCUACCCGCCGUCCGGCUGGAGGCCCUCCGGCCGCCAGUUCCUGCUGCCCGCGCGCCAGACCAACUACUACGUGCCGCCGCCCGUGGAGUACGGGCCGCCCAGCACUGAGGCCGCCACCGAGCCCCCCACCGAGGAGCCCACCACCACCGAGGUGCCCACCACCGAGCAGCCCGAGGAGAGCAACGAGUUCGCCGACGGCGCGCGCGGCUCGCAGCAAGUAGCCGGCGCCGACGAGGAAGGCGCUCCCGCGGGCGUCUACUACGUGCUGCUGCCCGACGGCCGCCUGCAGCGCGUCGCCUACAGCACCAACCCGGCCGUGCCGCCGCCGGCCGCCGCCCCCAUCCGCAACUCCGGCUACGCCCAGCUGCAGUACAUGGACGUGGAGCCCAUCCGCGCGCCCAUCUACUCCUACGGCUCGCCCUUCAUCCGCCUCUUCUGAACCCACCCCCACCCCCACCCGCGCGCACCUCUCGUCCGGCAACAUAAAAAGGCUCCCUUCGAAAAAUGGUCAGCGACCUACCGGCAGGCUACAGGAACAGCCUCGAUUCUUCGCCUAAGAAGAUCCUCAAUCCUUGACACGAAAUUUUCUCUUUAGAAGCGUCAAUUUAAUCAUUUACUUUCCUCUCCUUUAUUCCCCCUUUCCUUGCUGACUUCGAAAUUUACUUCUUGGCUUCUUACUACUGGCAGAUUCUGCUCUGUUAAUUGAAAAUUCGAUCUUCACUGCAUUAAUUUUCUGAUUUUUUUCAAUUUUACGAAACACCCUAUUAUCAUCUCAUUUAAAUGUUGUUAAUGUACAUAACUCUGUAAAUAUGUUAGACGAUGAGCUGUUCAAAAUAAAAUAUGAUAUUAUAUUAUUUGUGAAAUUUGAUUUAAAAUCCCUUCACUCCUUCUAGUGAUAGCACUACUACACC